AUGAUGUAUUCACCCCGGGGCACUCCUGUUGCAGCGCUGCGAGCAGCCUGUCUCACCAGCCAGACCAGAUGGGCGCAGCUUCGGGGAUUCCGCAAGACCACGAAGCGGGCCCAGGAAGUCUUCCAUUCUCAACUCGAAGAUCCGAACGCCUCUGCCGUCCUCUCCUCCAUCAAGACAUCCUCCAAAGUUCCCCAGACACUUACAGAAAAGAUCGUUCAGCAAUAUGCUGUUGGCCUACCGAAAGAUAAGUACGUCAAAUCCGGCGACUACGUUACGAUAGCGCCUCUCCAUUGCAUGACUCACGACAAUUCGUGGCCGGUGGCGCUCAAGUUCAUGUCAAUUGGUGCUUCCAAGUUGAAAGACCCCAAGCAGAUCGUCAUGACUCUAGAUCAUGACGUUCAGAACACUUCAGAAAAGAACUUGACCAAGUAUCGCCAAAUCGAAGAGUUUGCAAAGAAACAGGGUGUGGACUUUUAUCCCGCUGGCCGGGGUAUCGGACACCAGAUCAUGGUCGAGGAAGGUUACGCCUGGCCUGGAACGAUGGUGGUUGCCAGCGACAGCCACACCAAUAUGUAUGGGGGAGUGGGUUGUCUCGGGACGCCUGUCGUUCGUACAGACGCCGCUAGCAUCUGGGCGACCGGCCGUACGUGGUGGCAGAUCCCUCCAGUGGCGAAAGUCACGUUUACAGGAACGUUGCCAAAGGGUGUCACAGGCAAAGACAUUAUCGUGGCACUAUGUGGACUGUUCGACAAGGACGAUGUUCUGAAUCAUGCCCUUGAGUUUGCCGGCUCGGAAGAAACUCUUAAAAGUCUCCCUAUUGAUGCUCGACUGACAAUCGCAAACAUGACCACCGAAUGGGGAGCUCUGACAGGAUUGUUCCCCAUAGAUUCGGUUCUCCAAGGCUGGUUGAGGGCGAAAGCUACCAUGUCUGCUUUGGAUACCUCCGAAGGCCGUGCUGGAAAUCCGCGCUUCUUGCACUCGAGACUCGACCAGCUGUUUGAGAAUCAGCUUACGGCUGACAAGGGUGCUCGUUACGCGAAAUCACUCUAUCUCGACCUAAAUACCCUAUCCCCCUACGUGUCUGGGCCCAAUUCAGUGAAGGUAGCCACACCACUCAACGUCUUGGAAGACCAGAACAUCAAGGUCGACAAAGCAUACCUCGUAUCUUGCACAAAUUCACGAGCUUCCGACCUGGCGGCGGCCGCCAAGGUUUUCAAAGACGCCGCGGAAAAGAAUGGGGGCAAGGUACCCAAGGUUGCGGAAGGGGUGGAGUUCUAUAUCGCGGCGGCGUCGCUCCCCGAACAGAAAAUCGCCGAGGAUGCUGGCGAUUGGCAGACUCUUCUUGAUGCUGGUGCAAUUUCACUCGACCCAGGCUGUGCGAUGUGUAUCGGUCUAGGACGCGGCCUUCUCGAGCCCGGCGAGGUCGGUAUCAGUGCCUCGAAUCGCAACUUCAAAGGCCGUAUGGGCAGCACCGAUGCCAAGGCAUACCUGGCCAGUCCCGAAGUUGUCGCAGCUAGCGCUUUGUCCGGCAAGCUGAGCGGUCCAGGUUGGUACGAACGACCAGAAAGCUGGACUGGCGUGGCCAGAGGCGAAGGUGAUGGGAUCAAAGAGGAGGAUCGAAUGAUCACAGCGGAUGAGGCCUUCCAAAAAAUCAUUGACCAGCUGGAUAACAUGAUCGAAGCUGGUGAACAGAAUUUCGGCAGCGAGCAAAGCACCGACGUCACGCCAGGUUCGACGGAGGUCUAUCCUGGGUUUCCUGAACGUGUCGAAGGAGAGAUUGUCUUUUGCGACGCUGACAAUAUCAAUACCGACGGCAUCUACCCGGGCAAAUACACGUACCAGGACAAUGUUCCCGUCGAGAAGAUGGCCGAGGUCUGCAUGGAAAACUAUGACCCUAAAUUCUCGUCUCUGGCAAAACCUGGUGACAUCCUGGUUUCGGGUUUCAACUUUGGCUGUGGCAGUUCUCGUGAGCAAGCUGCCACGGCGAUAUUGGCCAAGAAAAUCCCUCUGGUGGUCGCCGGGAGCUUUGGCAAUAUAUUUUCUCGAAACAGCAUCAACAACGCUCUGAUGGGCUUGGAGGUGCCGAGGUUGGUCUCCAGGCUGCGUGAAACAUUCUCAGAUCUCCCAGAGCCCCAAUCAGGCUCAGAGAUCACUGAGCCGACUGGCAACAAAGAGAAUCAACAGAGCCUAGAUACUCCUCCGCCGAAUCCCCCGACGCCUCGUGAGAAGCAAUUGAGUCGUCGGACCGGCUGGACUCUGGUUUGGGACGUGAAGAAAUCUCAAAUCGAAGUCACUGAAGGCCCAGGGGGGAAGAAGUGGACGGAGAAGGUCGGCGAACUACCUCCCAACGUCCAAGAAAUCAUUGCCAAAGGUGGCCUUGAGAAGUGGGUGCAGAACGAGAUUGCUGAAGUCUAG
Exophiala spinifera is the source of this 2415-nucleotide messenger RNA. Its product is annotated as homoaconitase, mitochondrial. The record is from RefSeq and is a predicted model, not a curated record. NCBI's taxonomy places the organism in Eukaryota, Fungi, Ascomycota, Eurotiomycetes, Chaetothyriales, Herpotrichiellaceae. The coding region runs from base 1 to 2415 and encodes 804 amino acids. The transcript is spliced from 2 exons. Gene Ontology annotation, molecular function: homoaconitate hydratase activity; 4 iron, 4 sulfur cluster binding. Gene Ontology annotation, biological process: L-lysine biosynthetic process.